Messenger RNA from Penicillium manginii, 735 nucleotides. RefSeq names its product alpha/beta hydrolase. The record is from RefSeq and is a predicted model, not a curated record. The transcript is spliced from 2 exons. NCBI's taxonomy places the organism in Eukaryota, Fungi, Ascomycota, Eurotiomycetes, Eurotiales, Aspergillaceae. Bases 1 to 735 code for a protein of 244 amino acids.
AUGACCUUACCCACCAUCGUGUUUAUCCCAGGUGCAUGGCAUACCUGUGACUAUUAUAAGCAAGUCAUUUCCAUCCUUACGGAAAAGGGGUUCCCUACCGCAACUGUCAACUUACCAUCCGUUGGGGGUGUCUCCUCUAUGGAAGAUGAUGCUAUAGCUAUUCAGAAUGUAAUCUCGAAGCUGGCGAAUGAUGGUCAGCAGAUUAUUCUAGUUAUGCAUUCGUAUGGUGGGAUUCCUGGUACGGAGAGCGCUAAAGGACUUUCUCGGGAAAUACGUCAGGCGAAAGGGAAAGCAGGUGGAAUUAUAGCUCUUGUAUACGUGUCUGCCUAUCUCAUCAAAGAAGGGAUGAGCGUGUUAAGUGUUGCAGGUGAUGCAGAAUGGCCAGCUUUCUUGAUCAAACAGGAUGAGAUAAUUCUCUACGAUCAAGCUACCGCUGUCGAAAGGUUCUACCAUGAUUUUCCGAAAGACGAAUCUCCAACAGCAUGGGCUUCGAAAUUGAAGCCACAAUCUGCGGCAUCUUUCGCUGGUGCUCUUACCUAUGCCGCGCAUCGAGAUAUUCCAGCUAUAUAUUUGCUCUGUGAGCAAGACAGGUCGCUCCCAAUUGGGGUUCAGGAACUCUUCGUGAGUUGGGCAGAAGGGAAAAUCACAACCCGGAUUUGCAAGACUGGGCAUAGUCCAAUGGUGACAAUGCCUUAUGAGGUCGUUGACGCAAUACUCCUGGCCGUUGAUGUUUGA